AUGAUUAUUGAUAAACAACAACUCACUCGUCAAUGGGAAGAAACCAAGAGAUUUCAAGAGGACAAGGAGGACGAGGAGGGUGGCGAAGGUGAUGAUGAUGAGGAUAAUGACGAGGAGGAGGGUGGUGAAUGUGAUGAUGAUGAGGAUGAUGAAGAAGAGGAGGGUAGUGAAGGUGAUGAUCAGGAAGAUGAUGAGGAGGACAAGGAGGAGGAUCACAUGGACCUGAGUGAAAGCAAGAUUGGAAAUGAAAAUAAAGAUGGGGAUGACAACAAGAUUGUAAGGGAAUCUGACAAGAAUGAACUUCAGUAUAAAACUGCUAAUAUACCAAGGGAGAAGAUCCAGAUACGACACCUCAUUCUAGAGAACUUGUCUGAAACUGUGUUCGUGAAGCUUGAAAAAGGUUGUUACAAAACGGAACCACCUGAAGUGAAGGAAAGGAUGGCAACCAUGAUCCGUAAUGAUUGUCCGGGAUUCUCAUUAUUGAGACAAGAGGAUCCUAAAGAAGAGUCAUCACAAAAAUCAUUAUCCAGUGAAGAUGUAUGA
This is a messenger RNA of Papaver somniferum (opium poppy), 543 nucleotides long. Its product is annotated as histone acetyltransferase GCN5-like. The record is from RefSeq and is a predicted model, not a curated record. NCBI's taxonomy places the organism in Eukaryota, Viridiplantae, Streptophyta, Magnoliopsida, Ranunculales, Papaveraceae. The transcript is spliced from 3 exons. The coding region runs from base 1 to 543 and encodes 180 amino acids.